Trichoplusia ni (cabbage looper) is the source of this 1832-nucleotide messenger RNA. Its product is annotated as maltase A1-like. The coding region runs from base 24 to 1766 and encodes 580 amino acids. Gene Ontology annotation, biological process: carbohydrate metabolic process. The transcript has 10 exons. NCBI's taxonomy places the organism in Eukaryota, Metazoa, Arthropoda, Insecta, Lepidoptera, Noctuidae. The record is from RefSeq and is a predicted model, not a curated record.
AUGAUUUAGUUGAUGACUUCAUCAUGAGGGCGAUUAUAUUGCUGCCAGUUUUGUUGGUCUUGUGCAGUGGGAAUGUUUUGAAGCAUGAAGAACGGGAACUGGACUGGUGGGAGACCACCAUUUUCUACCAGAUCUAUCCUCGGUCGUUUGCUGAUAGUAAUGGCGAUGGCAUCGGGGACUUGAAUGGUAUCACAUCAAAAUUGGAAUAUAUCAAAGAAUUAGGAGUCGGCGCUAUCUGGUUGUCACCGAUGUUCCAGUCGCCUAUGUAUGACUUCGGAUAUGAUAUAUCCGAUUUUUACGCCGUUCACGAUGAGUACGGAACGAUGGAAGAUUUCGAAGCUUUAGUUAACAAAGCAAACGAAUAUGGCAUCAAAGUAGUUUUGGACCUGGUACCAAAUCAUACGUCUAAUGAGAGCGUCUGGUUCCAAGAGGCUCUCAACGGCAAUGAGAAAUAUUACAAUUAUUUUGUCUGGGAAGACGGAGUUAUUGACGAAAAUGGUAACAGGCAGCCACCUAAUAACUGGAGAAGCCAUUUCCGAGGCAGUGCCUGGGAAUAUAGAGAUGAAGUUGGGAAAUAUUAUUUGCAUCAGUUUGUCGUCGGCCAGCCCGAUUUAAAUUACCGCAAUCCUGACGUUGUUGAAGAAAUGAAGAACAUUAUUCGCUUCUGGCUCGGCAAAGGAGUCGCCGGGUUCAGGGUUGAUGCUGUCAACUGUUUAUAUGAAGUUGACAAAAACCUAUUUGGAGGGAAAUACCCCGACGAACCUUUUUCUGGACGGGUUGAUGUAGAUCCAGAAUCUCAUGACUAUUUAAGCCAUAUCUACACUAAAGACCAAGAAGAAACCUAUGGUAUGGUUUAUCAAUGGAGGGAUGUAUUUGAUGAAUUCAAAGAGAAAGAUGGCCUGAGCAGAGUAAUGAUGACUGAAGUAUACGCGUCUAUCCAAGACGUAGUAAAAUAUUUCGGGGACGGAGAUAAGCUGGGAGCACAAAUGCCCUUUAACUUUGACCUAAUUACUGACGUCGACGCUUCGUCAUCUGCCGCUGACAUUAAAUACGCCGUCGACAAAUUUUUAACUUAUAAACCCGUCGAUCAAGGUGCCAACUGGGUGGUUGGUAACCAUGACAACAGCCGGAUGGCAACUAGAUACGGCCCGAGUUUGGUCGACGGAAUCAAUAUGAUUGUAUUGUUGCUUCCUGGGGUGGGAGUAACUUAUAUGGGUGAGGAGCUCGGAAUGGUUGACGGUUACGUCAGUUGGGAAGAUACAGUUGAUCCUUCCGGAUGUAACACUAACGAUCCCAUCAAUUAUGUAAAAUCCUCCCGCGACCCCGAAAGAACUCCAUUCCAAUGGAACGCAGAUAAAAAUGCUGGAUUCUCCACGGCUGACAGGACUUGGUUGCCAGUGGCUGACGGCUACGAAGAUUUAAACGUUGAAGUACAAAGAGCAGCCGAUAAGUCACACAUGAAGGUGUACCAGGCCCUGGCAGAUCUCCGCCGGGAUAAAGUAUUCAGAUACGGGCGUUACGAUUCUUUGGCUAUAAAUCAAGAUAUUUUUGUUUUUAGAAGAUGGUACAAUGGGGAGACGUACUUGGUGAUAGUCAACAUGCGUGACAAUGAGCAUGUUAUUGAUCUAACGUACUUCGAAAACGUGUCUGGCGAUGCCAAUGUUGUACUGAAAAGUAUUCAGUCUCCCAAGAAUGAAGGUGAUUCGGUUAGCGUUGCAGCCGUACCAGUGGUAGGUUUUGAAGGACUUGUACUGAAACUGAAGUAAAUUAUCAUAGCCUGUUAAUUUAGUUGUAAAAUAAUUUUACGAUUGUUAAUAAAUUUUGCACUAAAA